Molecule: messenger RNA, 1098 nt
Organism: Seminavis robusta
Lineage: Eukaryota; Bacillariophyta; Bacillariophyceae; Naviculales; Naviculaceae
Source: the annotation of a GenBank genome assembly
AUGAUGCGUGCUGCGAUCUAUCGAUCUUUCGGAGGCCCCAUUCGGAUCGAGACCGUAACUUUGCCAUCGACGCCUCUGGAUGGUUUGAUCGUCCAAGUUAUGGCCACUGGUGUUUGUCGCAGUGAUUGGCAUGGUUAUAAGGGACAUGAUGGUGAUGUUCGUAAUCAUGGAUUGCCCUUUUGCCCUGGCCAUGAACUGAGUGGAAUUGUUUACAAGGUGGGAGAGCAGGUCUGCAACUUUUCCGUGGGCGACCGAAUAGCUGUUCCCUUUAUUUUGAGCUGUGGACAAUGCUCGUACUGUCACGAGGGAAAGCCAACCGUUUGUUCGGACCAACAGCAACCAGGGUUUACUCAAUGGGGAUCCUUUGCGGAAUAUGUGGCAUUGCCACGAGCAGAUCGAAACGUUCGAAAGAUACCUGCGUCUGUUUCCUUUGUGCAAGCAGCGGCAUUGGGAUGUCGAUUUACAACCGCCUACCGAGCCGUUUUGCAGCAGGGACGGCUGGACCAAAAGAGCAGCAACAGCACCGUGGCUGUUUUUGGGUGUGGUGGACUCGGAUUGUCUUGCAUUAUGAUUGCGGCCGCCACUGGCAACGCGGGAAAAAUCAUUGCCAUCGAUGUUUCCCCGUUGGCGUUGCAAAAGGCCAAGGAGCUGGGCGCCACACACACCGUGCAAGCAGCAAGCAAGGAAAAUAGCAACGUAGAUGUACAAGAAAAGGUUUUCGAAAUCACCAAGGGACAUGGCGCGGAUCUAACUUUGGAUGCUGCCGGCUUUGCGUCCACUUGUGAAAAUGCCGUGUAUUGCACCAAACGCGGAGGACGCAUGGUUCAAGUGGGACUUCCCAUUGGUGAAGUCAAGCCAGUCGUACCGAUGGGUCUUGUGGCUGGACGGGAACUGGAGUUGGUAGGGUCUCACGGAUUUGCAGCUGUGGACCUACCAGACCUAUUGGAAAUGGUGGUGAGUGGCAAACUAGAUCCUGGCAAGUUGGUAGAAAAGGAGGUGACGUUAGAAGAGGGAGCCCGUGCCAUUGAAGAUAUGGACAAUGGAAGUCCACUAGGAAUGACAAUUGUCACCAAGUUUCAACGUGGAAGCAGCUUGUAG